AUGGCAUCAAAAACAUGGCUGAUCACCGGCGCCUCCUCUGGUCUCGGAGCCGCAAUUGCCGAAGCAGCACUCCAAGCCGGCCACAAAGUAAUCGCAACCGCACGAAAUCCAACAAAGGCCGCCGCAGAGAACCCGCAAAUCUCAAAGCUCGGCGGAACCUGGGUUGAGCUAGACGUGACUCACCUGGAGACAAGCAAGAAGGUCGAAGAAGCAAUCAACCAAGCCGGUGGUGUUAUCGAUGUGGUUAUCAAUAAUGCCGGAUACUCGCUGCUCGGCAGUAUUGAGGAUAUGAGUGAGGAAGAGAUUCAAACACAGUUCAGCACGAAUGUGUUUGGUGCAGUGAGAGUGCUCAAGGGUGCUUUGCCGUUUAUGAGGGCAAAGAAGUCGGGGACAAUCCUCAAUAUUAGCAGUUCUGCGGGUUUGGAUGGGUUGCCUACAUGUGCGAUGUAUGCGGGAUCAAAGUUUGCUUUGGAAGGCAUGUCCGAAAGUCUGUCGAGAGAGCUGUCUCCCUUCAAUAUCCGCGUACUCCUGAUCGAGCCCGGUGAAUUCCGCACAAAGUUCUUAUCAGCGUACGUCGAGCCGGCUGCUGGCAUGAAUAAACAGUAUGCGAGAACGCCUCUCGAAACAUAUCUAGAGGUAUUCAAGUCGAAGGAUGGCAAACAACAAGGCGAUCCUGCCAAAGCGGCACAAAGGAUUUUCGAGGUCAUCAGGAAUACCGGCAUGGCCGCCGGAAAGGAAAAUUUCCUGCGAGUGCCGCUUGGUAAAGACUGCUAUGAGCGUUUUCGGGUCAAAUGUGAGACUAUGCAGGAGAAUUUGUUGCAGAUGAAGGAUAUUGCACACUCGACGGGCUACUGA
Talaromyces marneffei is the source of this 855-nucleotide messenger RNA. RefSeq lists its product as uncharacterized. NCBI's taxonomy places the organism in Eukaryota, Fungi, Ascomycota, Eurotiomycetes, Eurotiales, Trichocomaceae. The transcript is spliced from 2 exons. The record is from RefSeq and is a predicted model, not a curated record. Gene Ontology annotation, molecular function: oxidoreductase activity. Bases 1 to 855 code for a protein of 284 amino acids.